Molecule: messenger RNA, 1422 nt
Organism: Pestalotiopsis fici W106-1
Lineage: Eukaryota; Fungi; Ascomycota; Sordariomycetes; Amphisphaeriales; Sporocadaceae
Exons: 1
Coding region: 1-1422 (473 amino acids)
Source: RefSeq, a predicted model, not a curated record
AUGGCCACCAAAGGCAGAGGUGUCAGCAAAGCAUCUUCCAGCAAAGGUGCUGGCAAAACUUCUGGCAAAAAAGCCCCCAGCAAAGAUUCCAAGAAACCUCCCAGGGUAUUUCCCGUCCUCACCAAGGGCAUCGAGUUUGAGUUUCUCGUGCCAUGGCAUUUCGACGUUGACGAAGACGGGAACGGAGGAACGGCCCUUGCGCCCGACCAGCGGUACCGGAUCACGGACGGCUACGUGAUUGUCGCGCGCCACACCGUCGCGACUGAUAGUUCCGGCGCCGCGAGUAUGAGCACCUGGAAUGCGGCAAUGACCAUGGUGCGGGUGGCUAUAUACGACGUCCUCGUGGCCAAUGGCGUCCAGGUCAACGUGCCUGGGGGCUUCACGAUACCAGCCUUUGACCCUACGCAUCCCCGCGCAGCCUUGACGAGAGGUGCGGGAUUUCUCCGCUGGAAUGUGAAUAGCGACUCUAGUAUCACGACGGAUUUGGACGCAGGUGAUUGGGUCGAGUGCGUUGAUCCACCACAAACCGAGUUUGAUCUCGCAGACAUUGAACUCAUUACACCAGUGUUGGAGGCUAACAACGCUGCAAGCGACGCUGAGAUCACGAAUGCCAUUGGCAUUCUCCGAGCUCAUUUCUUGUGUUUUACUCCGACAUCCAGUGGGCUUCACGUCCACGUUGGCCAGGGGUCAGUCUUGUAUGAAGAAGAGGACCUAAAGAGGAUAGCAGGUGUGCUAUUUGCCAUUGAUGUCUGGUUCCAACGGUUGCACCCGAAUCAUCGGCAGAACUCUAUGUAUUGUGUAAGCACACGCCGAAAGUCAUUCCUCGCACAUGGCUACACGGCAAAGCAGGCCCACGAUAUGGAAUACGGUCUUCUGGGGAAUCCCUUCAAUAACCCAAGCAUUACGCCCGGCAACCCUGCGCCAGAUGUCAUUCAAGCCUGGAAAGAGAUUGAGGCGGCUAGUGAUAGCCGUGUAGUCCUCAAGCUGCUUCAUACGUUUAGUAUGUCCACGUACAACUUUAAAGGCGUCCUGUCACCGAAUAAACCAACCAUUGAGUUUCGGCAGGCUGCUGGCAGUCUCAACGCCGAGUGGGCCGUCCACUGGUCAAAUCUCGCUGCCGGGGUCGUGGACUGGGCACGCCGAUGCGACGGUAAUGAUUCCGCAGACGAACUCCGAGCGUUUCUUUCCCAGGCUUCCUUGAAGGAGAGCUCGCCCAACACGCAAGCUUUUUCUCUGAUCAACAUGAUUCGGGAUCGGUUCAGAUUACCGGCUGUGGCUGACUAUCUUGAGAGAGUCCCUGGCCCCGAUCACCGUGCCACCCCCAGAGCAACAGGGCAGCAAGCGCGAUGGCGAGAAAACUUCAGACGCAGAUCCGGGAGACGACUUGGCGUCAUGCGGCCCAGGACUGAUUGGCCGCCUUAA